AUGACGUCAUUGACGAAAUAUGCGGCUUCAGCUUGGCAGUUUCCGGGGUCAAGCUUGCUGUUAUUGAUCGAAUGCUGGGCAACGGUUGCCGCUCUUGCCAUCUUCCGAGGUGGGUACCAACCAUGGAGCUGGAAAGUUUUGAGGCAUUUACCAGCAGCUACUAUUGCCAAAGCGCUGAAUAUGUAUUUGAGUUUUAUUGCAAUGCGACGAACAAGUUUACCUGUCUACAACAUUCUGAAACGUUUGCAGCCCGUCUAUGCCAUGAUACAAGACAGGUUCAUCCGCGGCACAUGUCCGGAUUAUAUGGAAUGCAUGGGUGUUGUGUUGAUUUCUGCCGGCACUAUUGUAACAGGAUUUGGCGAUUUGGAUUUUGACUUGAGCGGCUACAUGCUCGCCUUAUCUGCAGCUGGUUGCCAGUCGCUGUAUCUGGUGUUGGCUCGUAAUGCCCAAGAUGAAGCUGAACUGUCGUCAAUGGAUUUGGUAUUCUAUACAGCUUUCUACAAUUCCUUGUUGUUUGCGCCGCUGACGCUCUUGGAGCUACCUGAUGUGGUGGUUUUCCUACAAGGGCCAGGGGAGGUGUCGAACUUACUGCAGUUCCUUUUGCCAUACGUGCUUUUGGGUGCUGUGUUGAACUUUGCGACUUUCUGGUGCACUGCAGAAAAUUCCCCUCUCGCAACAGCGGUGGCAGGCACUUCAAAGGGUGUCUUGUCCACAGUUGUUGGCAUGCUUCUGUUCGGAGCCCACUUGACUUCGUUGGGAUGGAUAGGUCUGGCAGGUAGCACAAUGGGGGGCUUCGUGUAUUCGUUAGCUCAUGGCAGACAUUCCAAUACGAAGUCCUCAAAGAGGACAUCGUAA
Molecule: messenger RNA, 855 nt
Organism: Symbiodinium pilosum
Lineage: Eukaryota; Dinophyceae; Suessiales; Symbiodiniaceae
Source: the annotation of a GenBank genome assembly